AUGCAGAUGUUGGCAUAUGGAGGAAAGCAGCCAGUUCCAUACCAGCAGGGCAUCUGUCAGAGUCAAGUACUUGAGCCCGGCAUCACCGGCAAUUUCACGAGCACAGCAAUGGAGUUAGUGACGGACAAGGCAAAUUGCACAUCUGGAGACUUCAACUCGGAAGCGGCAUUAGCAUGUCUACGAGAAUUGGAUACUGAGACAUUACUCGCAGCAUCUAUUGCUACAUACCAAAACGGCGUUUCCCACAACAUUGGGGAUAUAUGGCUCCCCAGCGUCGAUGGCGAUUUUCUCCCUGAUGCGCCGUCAGUACUGGUCGCUCAGCGGCGCUUUGCCCCGGUUACCACAAUGAUGGGAUGGUGUGAGGAUGAUGUUACUCGAUUUGUGUAUCCAAAUAUAACAACGUCAAAGGGAGUAGCGGACUUCAUUGCAUCCUAUGCGCCGGAUGUAUCUCGGAAAAAUAUCGAUACUCUGCUGAAGUUGUAUCCUACAGAUGAGUUCCCUGAGAACAAAACUGCUGGAUUAUCCAGAGACUUCUAUCGCACGGCCAGAAUCUUCCGAGAUAUAGUGAUGACAUGCGAACCCUUCCUAGUUGGAGAGCAUGCCGCUGCAGAAGGAGCUGAUGCGUAUUUCUUCGCCUGGAACCAAACUAUAGCUCCAAGUGCACUGGGAGUGUUGCAUGGAGCCGAUUUGCCAUACGUCUAUGCCAACCUUUCUGCUUAUAUACCUCCUGGAUCACCCAUACGCCCAACCGCAUCGGACUAUGAAUUAUCACAUAGAGCCACACGAUCCUGGUCAACAUUCGGCAGUACCAAAGAACCAAGUUUACCAGGCCAUAAUACCUUCAAAGGGUUUCGAAAAAGCUUCUCCAAACACAAUGAGAUACUAGUAUUUGUUGCCGGUGGCCCCAACGAAGGGCUGUCGAAUAUUGACGACCAUGGUCCGCAUAGCGUCAUAGGAGGACAGAAAUUGAGAGAGAGAUGUAACUUCAUCAACUCUCCGGAAAUGAUUCAUGAGUUACGAUUCUAG
Trichophyton rubrum CBS 118892 is the source of this 1026-nucleotide messenger RNA. RefSeq lists its product as uncharacterized. Gene Ontology annotation, molecular function: carboxylic ester hydrolase activity. Lineage: Eukaryota; Fungi; Ascomycota; Eurotiomycetes; Onygenales; Arthrodermataceae. Bases 1 to 1026 code for a protein of 341 amino acids. The record is from RefSeq and is a predicted model, not a curated record. The transcript has a single exon.